Salvia miltiorrhiza (redroot sage) is the source of this 1314-nucleotide messenger RNA. RefSeq names its product protein FAR1-RELATED SEQUENCE 5-like. The record is from RefSeq and is a predicted model, not a curated record. The coding region runs from base 1 to 1314 and encodes 437 amino acids. NCBI's taxonomy places the organism in Eukaryota, Viridiplantae, Streptophyta, Magnoliopsida, Lamiales, Lamiaceae. The transcript is spliced from 3 exons. Gene Ontology annotation, biological process: regulation of DNA-templated transcription.
AUGAAGCCCUACGUAGGUCAAGUGUUCAAGUCUCUUAAAGAUGCAUUUCAGUUUUAUAAAAAUUACGGAAGGUCGUCUGGAUUCGAUGCUCGUAAAGGCGCUCUUAAGAGAGGGAAAUAUGGGCAGAUUAUAUAUCAAUAUUUUUUCUGCAUCAGAGAAGGCAUUAAUCCUGCUACGCAUGAUCAGUCAUCCGAAACACAGUCGAAGAAAAAAAAGAGACGUCGAAAGCCAUCUACUAGGAACGGCUGCAAAGCACGUGUUACUGUGAGCAGAGGCUAUGAAGACGUUGGAUGUACGAGCGAUGACUUUAGAAACUUGUCCUAUCAGAUGAAUUGUUAUCCUGAUGGUUCAGACGCACAGUUGCUGUUGGACAGAUUUAUCACCAAACGCGAUCUGGAUGAUCGGUUUAAGUGUGAAUAUUUGCUCGACGAGUGUCAAAAAGUGAAGAGCAUAUUCUGGAGUGAUGCAACAGGGGUUGAAAACUUCAGCAUCUUUGGUGACGCAGUUUCGUUUGAUGCGACCUACUCAACCAACAGGUACAACAUGAUUUUUGCACCCUUUACUGGGAAGGACAACCAUGGUGGAUGCGUUACAUUUGCAGCUGGCUUACUAAGCAGAGAGGAUGUGAGUUCAUACUCUUGGAUACUAAAGCAAUUUGUGGACUGUAUGGGACAUACACCUACUAUGCUUAUAACUGACCAAGAUCCUGCACUGAAAAUCGCUGUUGAAAAUGUGAUGCCGAAUACAAGACACAGAUUUUGCAUGUGGCACAUAAUGAUGAAAGUGGCCCAGAAACUUCCAAUUUCGUUGAGAGAAAACGCUGAACUGACAAGCAAGUUAUACGAAGUUGCAUGGUCUGAGUUCGACGAGCCUUCUGAUUUUGAGGAGAAGUGGUUCGAGGUUAUAAAUGAAUAUGGCCUUGCUGAACAUUCGUGGUUCUCAUAUAUGUUCUCCAAGCGGACAUAUUGGAUCCCUGCAUAUUUUCGUGAUUUAAGUAUGAGUGGUUUGUUUAGAACCACAUCAAUGUCGGAAAGCGAGAAUAGCUUCUUCCGUAAGUACUUGAAUCGCAAUUCUAAUCUCGCUUCUUUCUAUAUUCAUUAUGAAAGCGCAAUGCAGGCCCAGAGACACUCAUACAAACAGCUGUGCAUGACCGACCAGACUACGACACCCAAAUUGAAGACACACUCAUCCAUAGAGCAGCACGCGUCUGAUAUAUACACCAGGAAUAUUUUCUUGGAAGUGCAGGUUGAAAUAUUUGAGGCAUUUAACCGCUGCUGCAUAAAAUCAAUGGAUACAGGAGCUGAAGAGCACUAG